Molecule: messenger RNA, 2792 nt
Organism: Cornus florida
Lineage: Eukaryota; Viridiplantae; Streptophyta; Magnoliopsida; Cornales; Cornaceae
Exons: 6
Coding region: 624-1484 (286 amino acids)
Molecular function (GO): nucleic acid binding; RNA-DNA hybrid ribonuclease activity
Source: RefSeq, a predicted model, not a curated record
GUCUCUUCAGCUAAUAAUUUGUAUUUUGUUUUUGUUUUUUUGACUCUUGAAUCUUGAAGAAGCCCACCGUCAGCUAAUAAUUUGUAUAUCUUUGUUUGCGUGUGUCAUCACACUCUAAAGCCUGCAUAUCUGUAGCAGAAUAUGUGUUGUGACUUUGCUUUCCUUUCCUUUCCUUUGUUACUAUGUCAAUCCAUGUUAAGUUUUAUCUUGUCCUUCCCUUUGCAUUGUCUUCAAUGUGGACCAUGUCACUUUUGUCGCGGAUGUAUAUUUUUUUUUUCCUAGUUGCAUAUGUAGUUAUUGUUAACCAUCUUAAUCAUUUUUUUAAUUUUAUUUUAUCAUAUUUCCAAUGUGUGUUGUUUCUCCAUUUCUGGUUGAAACCCCAUCACCAUGGCCACCAUCAACCAUUCUAAUUGUCUGCUAGCAACUCCACUAAUACUCACCACUCUUGACAUCUGUAGAUUACCAUCAGUUCAUCACAAUCAACCUUACUGAAACCUAAGCUUCGAAUUGAUUGGAGCAAAGUUCAAUUUGGGUGAUUUUGGGGAAUUUUGGGGGGUUUUACUUCAAUUCAAGAUGUUUCUAUUGAGCAGAAAUCUUGUGCACAUCUUGCGUCAUUUGGGGAAAUGCGUAGUCUAUUUUGCAAGACUAUAUUUUUUGAUUUGCACUUCGGAUUGACAAAUGGAUCUAGAUGGUUCUCUACAUAUGAUGCUGAUGUAGAAAUCGUAGAAAUGUUGAAAAUGAGGUUUAUUGAAGAUGGGCACAGGAAGGCACUUUAUAAAAAUGGUUGUCUGUUGCCAAAAUGGAUGUCGACUGAAAAUCUUCAGCUUCCUCGGCAAACAAAAUUUCUAACCGAAAUUGACUAUAUGAAUUGUGUCGGGAGGCUUUCAAAUACCGAUCAGUGUCAUUCUUUUGUUCACUUUUUACGAAAAGAUCUCAUAUAUGUGGUGGAGGGAAAUGAUAAGAGUUUUUUCAAGCAUGCUAUGAACAGAUUUUCGUGGUAUAAUCCCUGUAAUUUUUACCCUGUGGCAAAUGUGGAUGCAUCAGUAGAUGAAUAUGGCAAUGCAAGUGUUGCUGUUGUCAUUAGGAGUCCUAAAGGUGUGAUAAAGAACACCUUUUUCAUGUCACUGGAGGGGAAAAUGUCUAGCCAUUCUGCGGAAGUAAAAAGCGGCGAACUGGCUAUUUUAGUGGCUUCCGAGUUGGGGUAUGAUUCUCUUGAGAUAAGAAGCGACUCGGGAGAUUACGUCAAUGGUAUGCGUGGCAAAUUUAAAACCGAGGAGGAUGACCUGGAAUUCAUUAAGAACUGCCGAUUGACAAAUGGAUCUAGAUGGUUCUCUACAUAUGAUGCUGAUGUAGAAAUCGUAGAAAUGUUGAAAAUGAGGUUUAUUGAAGAUGGCACAGGAAGGCACUUUAUAAAAAUGGUUGUCUGUUGCCAAAAUGGAUGUCGACUGAGAAUCUUCAGCUUCCUCGGCAAACAAAAUUUCUAAUCGAAAUUGACUAUAUGAAUUGUGUGUGUCGGGAGGCUUUCAAAUACCGAUCAGUGGCAUUCUUUUGUUCACUUUUUACGAAAAGAUCUCAUAUAUGUGGUGGAGGGAAAUGAUGAUGAGUCUUUUGAUGCAUGCUAUGAAUAGAUUUUUGUGGUAUAAUCCCUGUAAUUUUUACCCUGUGGCAAAUGUGGAUGCAUCAGUAGAUGAAUAUGGCAAUGCAAGUGUUGCUGUUGUCAUUAGGAGUCCUAAAGGUGUGAUAAAGAACACCUUUUUCAUGUCACUGGAGGGGAAAAUGUCUAGCCGUUCUGCGGAAGUAAAAAGCGGCGAACUGGGGAAAAUGUCUAGCCGUUCUGCGGAAGUAAAAAGCGGCGAACUGGCUAUUUUAGUGGCUUCCGAGUUGGGGUAUGAUUAUCUUGAGAUAAGAAGCGACUCGGGAGAUUACGUCAAUGGUAUGCGUGGCAAAUUUAAAACCGAGGAGGAUGACCUGGAAUUCAUUAAGAACUGCCGUGUGCAGAGGAAAUUGGGUAAAGAAAAGUUUGGUAUUAAUCUUAAAGUCGUGUUCGUUUUGAGGGAGGUGAAUGUUGUUGCAGAUUUCUUGUCCAGAAUUCUACAAAUUCACGCCAAGUAUGGUCCCAGGGCGGACAAAAUAGAGUAUGCUACAAUUUGCUGUUCAUUUCCUGCUCCCUCCUCCAAAAUUUAGCUAUUUCAUCUUCCAAAAUUUAGUUGUCUCAUUUCCUGCGGAUCAUCAUUUUCGUCUUUUUCAAGAUCGAAAAGCUAUUUUACAGAAUUUUUUCAGAAAGCAGCGGCGACUAACUGAUUUUUUGAAGAGGAGGAAGGAUGAGACAGCUAAAUUUUGGACGAGGGAGCAGGAAAUGAGACAGUUUAAUUUUGGAAGAUGAAACAGUUAAAUUUUGGAGGAGGAAGCAGGAAAUGAGCAGCAAAUUGUAGCAUACUCUAUUUUGUCAACCUGCUCCCUCGUUCAAAAUUUAGCUGUCUCAUUCUUCCUCCUCUUCAAAAAAUCAGUUAGUCGUCGCUGCUUUCUGAAAAAAUUCUGUGGAAUAGCUUUUCGAUCUUGAAAAAGACGAAAAUGAUCCGCAGGAGAUGAGACAGCUAAAUUUUGGAGGAUGAAACAACUAAAUUUCGGAGGAAGGAGCAGGAAAUGAGUAGCAAAUUGUAGCAAACUCUAUUUUGUCACAACUCUCUUUUUAUUAAAAGCUUGGUAGGGAUCUUAUAUAAUAUUGGACUACAAGUGUCUUGGGGUUUUUCUAUAAAUAUCGUGAAGCAUUAAUCUAUUUGUUUUUCUAUAAA